This is a messenger RNA of Chiloscyllium plagiosum (whitespotted bambooshark), 900 nucleotides long. Its product is annotated as putative G protein-coupled receptor 139. Gene Ontology annotation, molecular function: G protein-coupled receptor activity. NCBI's taxonomy places the organism in Eukaryota, Metazoa, Chordata, Chondrichthyes, Orectolobiformes, Hemiscylliidae. Gene Ontology annotation, cellular component: plasma membrane. Gene Ontology annotation, biological process: G protein-coupled receptor signaling pathway. The record is from RefSeq and is a predicted model, not a curated record.
AUGGUGGCAAUUGUGAUCUUGGCCAAAGGCAAGUGUGGUCUUUCCAGCUGCAUCACUUAUUACCUGGUGGCUAUGGCAACAGCGGACCUUUCAGUUGUUAUCACCAGCGUUAUACUAAAUCGGAUCAUUGGCAUGUACUUUCCCACAAAUUAUCUAUUGCUUACUCCACUGUGUCGAAUCAAAAGUGCCCUAGUUUAUAUAACAAGAGACUGUUCUGUAUGGUUUACUGUUAAAUUUACUUUUGAUCGCUUUGUAGCCAUCUGCUGUCAGAAACUAAAAAGCCAAUAUUGCAAGAAGCAAACUGCAGGAUGGAUCCUCGGGAUGGUGCUCUCCCUGAGUUGUUUGAAGAACCUUGCUUGGUACUUUGUAUAUGAGCCUUUGUACAUAAUUAACAAUACGCCUUGGUAUUGUCGGAUAAGGUCAAGCUUUUAUACUUCACCUCUGUGGCUUGCAUUUUCUUAUUUUGGCCGCAUCGCAAAUCCUUUUCUCCCAUUUCUAAUUGUUUUGGCCCUCAAUGCUCUCACCGUGAGACAUAUAAUAAUGGUGAGCAAAGCUCGUAAGGCACUACGUGUCAAUGCCAGGUCUGAAAACAAUCCUGACCCUGAGAUGGAGAACAGGAGAAAGUCUAUAGUUUUACUCUUCAGCAUAUCCGGCAAUUUCCUGCUUUUAUGGUUGACAUUCGCCGUUCAUUAUGUGUAUUAUAGAAUCGUUAAUGCGUAUUCUUACACCGGUUACAAUGACCCUGUUUAUAUCCUGCAAGAAACUGGAUACAUGCUUGUGCUUUUGAGCUGCUGCACAAAUACAUUUAUUUAUGCAGUGACCCAGACUAAAUUCAGACAGGAGCUCAUGAAAAUGGUGAAAUACCCAAUGAGUCAAAUAGUUACAAUUUUCUGCAGAUGA